This is a messenger RNA of Diachasma alloeum, 970 nucleotides long. RefSeq names its product anther-specific proline-rich protein APG. The transcript has 4 exons. NCBI's taxonomy places the organism in Eukaryota, Metazoa, Arthropoda, Insecta, Hymenoptera, Braconidae. Bases 100 to 711 code for a protein of 203 amino acids. The record is from RefSeq and is a predicted model, not a curated record.
UGUUAGAAAUAAAUGAAAGUCAAUUCCCUAUAUAAAGGGUGGUUUUAGCGGGAAUAAAGACAGAACUGAUUUGUCGAAACUGGACACAAGUUGGUCGACAUGAGGGUCUUGAUAUGCUUGAUGCUGCUGGCGACAGCCUUCGCCGAGGAGAAGAAUGUGAAAAAGCGGGGUCUUGGACUCAGUCUUGGAUACGGAGAUCUCGGUGCGUACAGUGGUGAGUUGGGAUUGGGACUUGGACUGGGACAUGGAUUGGAGUUGGGACACGAGGCUCCUCACACCAUUGUGCAGACUGUUCAGAAGACCGUGGCCGUGCCCAAGCCAUACCCCGUGGCUGUACCUGUUGACCGUCCUUACCCAGUCAAGGUUCCAGUCGACAGGCCUUACCCCGUCCCCGUGAAGGUGCCCGUUCCCCAGCCCUACCCAGUCGUGCAGACGAAAACUGUUCACGUUCCCGUUGACAGGCCAUACCCUGUCCCCGUGAAAGUGCCCGUUCCAGCGCCCUACCCCGUCAAGGUUCCUGUACCGCAGCCCUACCCCGUUAAGGUUGCGGUUCCACAGCCAUACCCCGUCAAGGUUGCUGUACCACAGCCCUAUCCCGUUAAGGUGCCCGUCCCCCAGCCCGUCUACAUCAAGGAGCAGGUCCCUGUUGUUAUUAAGGAACACGGUCACAUUGGAGCACUUGACGGUCUUCACGGAUACGGCCACUACUAAAUAAAUCAGUAUUCGGAUUUAGCGUGCAAUCACCAAACUGUUACAUCGUUUCUAUCUCCUCUAUCCCAUACUUUGCCCAUAAAAAAAGUCUUGUCACCCCACCAAAUCGCCAAUCUCACCGCUCUUCCUAAAAACUAAAGUAAUUAAAAUACCCCCAACCGAGCAUCUCAAAACGACGUAAACAUGCGACCAACCAAAAUAUCUGUUGAAGUACUUGUUUUAGAUAAACAAAAGGCUACCAGUCUUAGAGAUUUUUUAA